This is a messenger RNA of Solanum tuberosum (potato), 1276 nucleotides long. RefSeq names its product vetispiradiene synthase 1-like (gene PVS4). Gene Ontology annotation, biological process: diterpenoid biosynthetic process. Gene Ontology annotation, molecular function: terpene synthase activity; magnesium ion binding. NCBI's taxonomy places the organism in Eukaryota, Viridiplantae, Streptophyta, Magnoliopsida, Solanales, Solanaceae. The record is from RefSeq and is marked provisional.
AUGAAUAACUACGGAGAGGAGGACAUUGUUCGACCUGUUGCUGACUUCUCUCCAAGUCUUUGGGGUGAUCGUUUCCAUUCGUUCUCCCUCGACAAUCAGAAGAAUGAUGUGUUGCUUCGAUUUGCAAAACUGGACUUCAACUUACUUCAGAUGUUGCACAAACAAGAACUUAGUGAAGUAUCAAGGUGGUGGAAAGAUUUGGAUUUUGUGACAACACUUCCAUAUGCUAGGGAUAGAGCAGUGGAAUGUUACUUUUGGACGAUGGGAGUGUAUGCUGAACCUCAAUACUCUCAGGCUCGUGUCAUGCUUGCUAAGACUAUAGCAAUGAUUUCUAUAGUAGAUGACACAUUUGAUGCUUAUGGCAUUGUAAAAGAACUUGAGAUCUACACCGAUGCCAUACAGAGGUGGGAUAUUAACCAAAUUGAUCGGCUCCCUGAUUACAUGAAAAUCAGUUACAAAGCACUUUUAGAUCUCUACAAUGAUUAUGAAAUGGAGUUGUCCAAGGAUGGUAGAUCUGAUGUUGUUCACUACGCGAAAGAAAGAAUGAAAGAAAUCGUGAGAAACUAUUUUGUGGAAGCAAAAUGGUUCAUUGAAGGAUAUAUGCCGCCAGUCUCUGAGUAUCUUAGCAAUGCAUUAGCUACCAGCACUUAUUACUUGCUUACGACUACAUCUUAUUUGGGCAUGAAGUCUGCUAACAAGGAAGAUUUUGAAUGGUUGGCCAAGAAUCCUAAAAUUCUUGAGGCUAAUGUGACGUUAUGCCGAGUCAUUGAUGACAUAGCCACCUAUGAGGUUGAGAAGGGUAGAGGUCAGAUUGCAACUGGAAUUGAAUGUUACAUGAGAGAUUAUGGUGUAUCCACAGAAGAGGCCAUGGAAAAAUUCCAAGAAAUGGCUGAGACAGCAUGGAAGGAUGUAAAUGAAGGAAUCCUUCGACCAACUCCCGUCUCUACAGAGAUUCUCACUCGCAUUCUCAAUCUUGCUCGCAUUAUCGAUGUCACUUAUAAGCACAAUCAAGAUGGAUACACUCAUCCGGAAAAAGUACUAAAACCUCAUAUUAUUGCGUUGUUGGUGGACUCUAUUGAAAUUUAAAUCAUCGAUUGUUUUGUACAUCUGGGAGCACUUGCUUCCCAUCCCCUAAAAUUAUAAGUAUUUGAUUGAUGCCUUGUUGGUAUCUAUGCUGCUAGCUAAGAUAGGAGUUGCUGGAGAUGCAUGUUAUAGUGCAGUGCAGUUAAUUCCUUAAUUUUUUUUGUAUCAUUAUUGACAUUUUAAAUAUAUAUAU